UUGGGUAUUUGGUAUAUGCCGCACCUCUUCUCUGUUUUGCUUUAUUUAAUUCGAUGUUUUUUUAGUUAAUUAAAUUAUAUAUUGUACUGGGAUUACAUAGGUGAAAUCUGAACUUGUAGGUGCAAGGUGCACUAAAAACUACCAACUCAAUAUUAGAUAAUGUUCAUAUAGUUUGCAAAGACUGGAAAAUUGUGUUCAGAAUGGCAGGAACUGAUAGAGUUUCUAUGAAUGAUGCUUUAUCCAACGUUGAAGUACUAGAUGAAUUACCAUUGCCUGACGAACAACCGUGUAUUGAGGCUCAACCGUGUAGCUUAGUAUAUCAAGCUAAUUUUGAUACCAAUUUUGAGGAUCGUAAUGGAUUUGUAACAGGGAUAGCAAAGUACAUUGAAGAAGCAACGGUUCAUGCCGGCCUGAAUGUUUUACUUGAUGAAGGACAAGAACAUGCAGUCAUGCUAUAUACAUGGAGAUGUUGUUCUCGAGCAAUACCACAACCAAAAUCAAAUGAGCAACCAAAUAGAGUCGAGAUUUAUGAAAAAACAGUCGAGGUUCUUUCUCCGGAAGUUAACAAACUAUUGAAUUUUAUGUAUUUUCAAAGGAAAGCUAUUGAAAGAUUUUCUCAAGAAAUAAAACGUUUAUGUCACACUGAAAAAAGAAAAGAUUUUGUAUCUGAAGCAUAUCUUCUUACCCUUGGAAAGUUCAUAAAUAUGUUUGCUGUUCUUGAUGAAUUAAAAAAUAUGAAAUCCAGUGUAAAAAAUGAUUACUCAACAUAUAGAAGAGCUGCUCAGUUUUUAAAAGUGAUGUCAGACUCUCAGACUUUACAAGAGUCUCAAAACCUAUCAAUGUUUCUAGCCACUCAGAAUAAAAUCCGUGACACUGUUAAGGAGAAUCUAGAAAAGAUCCCCGGCUAUGAGGAAUUGUUGGCUGACGUAGUUAACAUUUGUGUUCACAUGUUUGAAUCGAAAAUGUAUUUAAUUCCUAGUGAAAAGCAUAUGCUAGUCAAAGUUAUGGGGUUCGGAUUGUUUUUAAUGGACAAUGAUAUAUGCAACAUCAAUAAACUUGAUCAGAAGAAAAAACUACGUCUCGAUAAAAUCGACAGAAUAUUUAAGAACUUGGAAGUGGUGCCUCUUUUUGGUGAUAUGCAGAUAGCUCCGUUCAAUUACAUUAAACGAAGCAAACACUUUGAUGCAAGUAAAUGGCCACUGUCAAGCAGUCAGAUACCGUCGCCCCAAGCCGAUCUCAUGGUACACUUGCCCCAAAUUAGAGAAGAUCAUGUCAAAUAUAUCUCAGAACUGGCACGUUAUUCAAAUGAAGUAACCACAACUUAUAAAGAGUGUGGGAGUGACAGUGAAAAUAAGGAAACUGCUGAACUUGCUUUAAGAGGAUUGCAGUUACUCUCUGAGUGGACAAGCGUUGUUACAGAGCUAUAUUCUUGGAAACUUCUGCAUCCAACAGACCACCAUCAGAAUAAAGAUUGCCCCAAAGAAGCUGAAGAGUACGAAAGAGCUACAAGAUAUAAUUACAGCGAGGAUGAGAAGUUUGCCUUAAUUGAGGUCAUCGCUAUGAUAAAAGGGCUUCAAGUGUUGAUGGCGCGUAUGGAAACAGUCUUUACCGAUGCGAUAAGAAGAAACAUUUACGCGGAACUGCAAGAUUUCGUUCAAAUCACUUUAAGGGAGCCUCUGCGGAAAGCGAUUAAAAAUAAAAAGGACUUGAUAAGAAGUAUAAUUAUGUCUGUCAGAGAAACCUGCGCUGAUUGGCAAAAAGGUGUCGAUCCCUUGCAAGACCCAGCUUUGAAAGGUAAAAAGGACCCUGAUAGUGGUUUCACAUUGAGAGUUCCCAGAAGGAAUGUCGGGCCAUCUUCCACGCAGCUGUAUAUGAUCAGGACAAUGCUGGAAUGUUUAAUAUCGGAAAAAUCAGGCGGAAAAAAGACUCUGAGAAAAGAUAUUGACGGUGCAUAUUUAGGACAAAUCGAUCAGUUCCACAAGACCUCGUUUUUUUACAAUUAUUUGCUUAGUUUCAGCGAAUAUUUACAGAAAUGUUGCGACCUUUCGCAGCUGUGGUACCGAGAAUUCUACCUCGAAAUGACAAUGGGAAGAAAAAUCAAUAAAUGUACCGUUCGACAUCACCAUAAUGAAGAAUGUAAUGACUUGAUCACUAUGGAGAAAAGGAUCCAGUUUCCAAUAGACAUGUCCAUGCCUUGGAUCUUAACUGACCACAUUCUAAAGACAAAAGAACCUUCUAUGAUGGAGUAUGUCCUGUAUCCCUUGGAUUUAUACAAUGACAGUGCUCUGUAUGCACUGAGUAUUUUUAGAAAACAAUUUCUCUACGACGAGGUAGAAGCAGAAGUAAAUCUUUGUUUUGAUCAGUUUGUUUUUAAGCUUAGCGAGCAGAUUUUUGCUUACUAUAAACAGCUUGCUGCCAGCAUAUUUUUAGAUAAAAGAUUCAGAGUAGAGUGUUCAGCGUUAGGAGUGUAUUUGUUGCCUUAUCCCAGAGCAAGUAGAUAUGAGACAUUGCUAAAACAGAGACACGUGCAAUUAUUAGGUAGAUCCGUCGAUUUGAACAAACUUAUAACUCAGAGAAUUAACGCUGACAUGCAGAAAUCUUUGGACUUGGCCAUCAGCAAAUUUGAAGGCGGUGAUAUUACUGGCGUUAUAGAACUUGAUGGACUCUUGCAAGUAAACCGACUUUGCCACAAGUUGCUUAGUAAAUUAUUAGCGUUGGAUGAUUUUGAUUCAAUGUUAAGAGAAGCCAAUCAUAAUGUGUUGGCACCCUAUGGAAGAAUAACGCUACAUGUUUUUUGGGAGCUUAAUUAUGAUUUUUUAGCCAAUUAUGUUUAUAAUGCUGCUACUAAUAGGUUUACUAAAUACAGAGGAAUCACAUUUGCGCAACCUGUAAUUCGAGAUAAGCCACCUCAGAUGUCUUAUCACUAUCAGUAUGGUACUAAACAAUUAAAUUUAGCGUACGCCACGCAAUAUGGCCAAUACUCCGGCUUCGUUGGACCUCAACACUUUCACACUAUGUGUAAAUUAUUGGGCUACCAGGGCAUAGCCGUUGUAAUGGAGGAACUGUUGAAAGUGGUGAAAAAUUUGAUCCAAGGCAACCUCCUGCAAUUCGCUAGAGCCCUCACAGAGGUGAUGCCAAAAGUGUGCAAGCUGCCCAUCUACGACUACGGUUCUCCGGGAGUUUUAGGCUACUAUCACGCUCAGUUAAACGACAUUGUCCAGUACCCUGAUACGAAAACGGAGCUCUUUCACAAUUUCCGAGAGUUCGGCAACAUCAUUUUGUUUUGCUUGCUGAUGGAACAAGCUUUAUCCCAGGAAGAGGUAUGCGAUCUUUUACAGGCUGCCCCGUUCCAAAACAUUUUGCCCAGGCCGUUUUGUAAAGAGGGCGAGAAGUUGGAAACCAAGCAAAAAAGAUUGGAAGCGAAAUACGCCGCCUUGCAGAUCGUGACAAACAUUGAGAAAUUGGGAACGGCAAAACAAGCGAUGAUAUCGAGAGAAGGAGACUUGUUAACCAGAGAACGUCUUUGCUGUGGCUUAUCAAUUUUCGAAGUUGUUUUGAACAGGUUAAGAAGUUUUUUGGAUGAUCCUUUGUGGGUUGGACCACCUCCAGCUAAUGGAGUCAUGAAUGUUGAUGAAUGCACUGAAUUCCAUAGGCUGUGGUCGGCAUUACAAUUUGUCUAUUGUAUUCCUGUCAGCGACAACGAAUAUACGGUCGAAGAAAUGUUUGGGGAAGGUUUACAUUGGGCUGGUUGUACAAUGAUCGUAUUAUUAGGGCAACAAAGGAGAUUUGAAGCUCUAGAUUUCUCUUACCAUAUUCUGCGAGUGCAAAGAGUCGACAUGAAAGACGAGACAGUAAAGGGAAUAAGUUUGAAAAGAAUGUGCGAUAGAAUUCGGCGUUUUCAAGUUUUAAACUCCCAAAUAUUCGCGAUUUUAAAUAAGUUUUUGAAGUCGGGUGAAAACGACGAAUUGUCUGUCGAACACGUGCGCUGUUUUCCGCCUCCAGUUCAUCCCUCAUUUAAUUCGACAGGGCAACAUUACCACGCGCCAGACCAUGCUAGACCGUAAAUUUAAUACAAAACACUAGCAAAGGAAAUGACGCAUUCAGAUGUGUAGGGCGUUUUAGAUUAACACAAAAACAGUAUUAAAAGUUGCUUUAUUAGUAGGAGAGACUAAUUUAUUUAAGAACUGCUUUUGUUUUGAGAUAUUCCAGGAUAUGAACGGUUAAUAAUACGAAAUAAAAUAUUUUAUUUUAGCUAAAAGGUCCUAUAUAUUUCCAGUUUUAAUCUGCCUACAAAGGAGAGAUUGAAAAUGGAUGACUGUACAAAAUUAAUUAUAAGUUUUAAAAAACUGUAUAAAUCAAAAUUAUUUAUAUUUAUACAAAGUAGAGUUUUAAAAUAAUUAUAUGCAAUGUGUUUUAAUAAAUUAUUAUAUAUGUACAAUAUUCAUUUUUUAACUGUGGUAAUAUAGACUUGAACACUUCACAUUCAUUAGCCCCACUUAUGUUUGUUUCUCUCUGUUCUUUUACAAAUACAUUACUCUUCGUUUUUAGAUAAUAAGACCCCCAUACUAGAUAAGUAUAAUAUUUACACUUUUACAUUUUUAUAUAUUAGUAUUUGUUUUAUAUAUAUUACCUAAUGUAUCAUAAAACCAAGAAUAGAACAACAAUAUACUUAUACUGUAGAGCUUAGUAGCAUUAAAACGUAUUUUAUUUCAUUCGUAACACAAUAAUUACACACCCUGUAAAACUUU
Messenger RNA from Sitophilus oryzae (rice weevil), 4748 nucleotides. It is a transcript of the gene Sra-1, whose product is annotated as cytoplasmic FMR1-interacting protein. Gene Ontology annotation, molecular function: small GTPase binding; RNA 7-methylguanosine cap binding. The coding region runs from base 201 to 4064 and encodes 1287 amino acids. Lineage: Eukaryota; Metazoa; Arthropoda; Insecta; Coleoptera; Curculionidae. Gene Ontology annotation, biological process: cell projection assembly; cell morphogenesis; regulation of actin filament polymerization. The record is from RefSeq and is a predicted model, not a curated record. The transcript has 15 exons. Gene Ontology annotation, cellular component: SCAR complex; synapse; neuron projection.